Messenger RNA from Phoenix dactylifera (date palm), 764 nucleotides. NCBI's taxonomy places the organism in Eukaryota, Viridiplantae, Streptophyta, Magnoliopsida, Arecales, Arecaceae. The record is from RefSeq and is a predicted model, not a curated record.
CCUUCCGAUUUCCUUUAUUCCAGUGCUAUAGCUUUCUACUACUUUUUCACAGAUCGUUUCUUUCGCGAGCUAGCAAGAUGGCAUCCAUCCCUACUGAGAGCUGGGACUGCAACUUGGAGGACAAAAACUUGGAAAGGCUCGGGGUGGCGCCGGAGGUUGACGGCGCCCUUCUCAUGGAAUUGCUCGAGGAGUCAUACGCCGACGAGGCCGAGGAUGACCAGCUAAGAUGCGUCAUGCGAUCUCUGGAAGCGGAGAUCAACCAUGCCGAUCCGAUGGUGCUCGGCGAUGGUGAGUCCACCACCGGCCCUCAUGGCGAUAUCGCGGAUGGUGGGAUUUGGGAGGAUAUAUUAUCGGAUUUUAAUAGCUAUGAUGGUUGGAGAUCGCCAGCAUACCUGGUAGAGGACCCUUUUGAUUUGGUGGACAUGGAGGUGGGUAAUGGCGUGGGGAAUUGGUGCAUGGAAGUAGGGGCGUGCGAGGGUGAUAUGGUUGCGUAUGGAGAGCUAAGAGAGUACGGUGGCUUUUACUAUGGUGAGGGCGCCAUGGAGCAAGCUUAUAGUCCGUUGUGGCAGUGAGUUUGAUCUUUGUACUUAGAGUCCGGGCGAUACGGCUGCAACCAGUUCAAAUCCGGGUGGCGUUCUCACCUCCCUUUACCUCAGAAAAAAAGGGACAAAAAAGAAGACAGUUGGACAGUCAAAUCGAUCAUUCAAACUGUUCGAAUUUUGUUGGGCGGAAAUUACAAAAUUUUCCUUUGUUUGGUUCGCUAA